AUGUCGAUCCGAUCCGUCACUGCAGCACUGUGGUCCUCACCCUUGGUCGCGUCGACAAUAGGCGGUGGCAGCACUCGUUCGCUCUCGUGCACGGCCUCGACCUCCGCCAAGAAAGUGCUGUCACCGCUGCACAAGACCUCGAUCGAACGAGCACGACGAGCCGAGAGGUUGAGUGGUGGAAGUGCGAGUGGGAGUCAGACGAACAGCAUGACCCUGAACGAGGCUGCUAGGACACUGCAGGUGAGCGUCAUCCCAGCAUCCAGCUGCCCCGCUGAAACAAUCCAGUCGAGCUGAUCCCGAGACUCCCAUGUGCAGGCCUUAUCACCUACGACCCCGAAUGCCGCUUUCGAGGUCAACAUCACCACCAAGCCUGUCGCGACCGUACAACUCAACGCCCUUCGAGGUCGAGUCUUUCUGCCGCACUCGUGCAUGUCCGCGACCAAAUCGACGCUGCUCGUCGUCUUCGCCUCGGGCCCCGCCGCCGCCGCCGCUCGUCAAGCAGGUGCCGACGUCGUAGGAGGCGAAGAGUUGAUCCCCAAGAUUCUCAAUGGUGAACUGUCACCGGACAAACUCAUCACCACACCCGAACUGUUGCCGUUGAUUCAGAGGAAUCCGACGCUUGCAAGGAUGCUCGGCCCGAAGGGUUUGAUGCCUAGUGUUAGGCGUGGUACCGUCGUGGAGAACGUCGCAAAAGGUGUACAGGAGGCCCGUAACGGGUUGGAUUGGAAGGGGGACUCGAAGGGUGUCGUCAGAGCAGGUACGACAUGAAGUCGAUCCGGAAGUGAGAGAAUCCCGCAGGCACUAACGAGCUCUCAAACUUCCUUCACUCAGCCAUCGGGAGACUGCACUUUGACGUCGAGAAGCUGCAAGACAACGUUCACACACUCUUGGCGUCCGUAUCGGACAUCUCAUUGGGCGGUUCUGGUGCCGUCAAGGAUUCGGCUGCAAGGGCAAAGCGACGUGAGUUUUUCAUUGAACUGUUUCGUUCCCAUUCGCCGAGAGCUGUUCUGAUCUCUCUCUCUUCCCAUUCAGCCGCCAUCACUAGAGUGAUGUUGUCAUCGACGCAAGGCCCCGGUAUCUUCUUGGCUGAUGUCUGA
Microbotryum saponariae is the source of this 1097-nucleotide messenger RNA. Lineage: Eukaryota; Fungi; Basidiomycota; Microbotryomycetes; Microbotryales; Microbotryaceae. The record is from the annotation of a GenBank genome assembly.